CUGAAGCACGCCAUUCUGUUUAUGAUUUCUAUUAAUGAUUGAUUUUAAUGUCUGCCUUAUUUGUAUUAUUACAUAGUUGGGGAUGACAGGGGAGAAAGGGUGGACAGCUCCCUGUCUAGUAGUUGUCGCCUGUAGCUAGUUAUAGGUCUUCUUGAGGAAGCUCCAGACAGACGGACAGGCGCGCGAGUUCGCAUUUUCUAAUAAAACAGCAGCACGAGCGAUGGCUUCGGCGUCGCGUUUCGUACUGUAAUUUUCUUAAGGCGGCGAAGUCGACAUUGUGAAGGUUUUAUUCUGCGCUAGUUUCGUGGUUGCCAGGUGUUGGAAUGAUAUAGGAGCUACGAGCAAGAGCCGCUUCGAUUAUGGGAACAUUCAGGUUUGAGGAACCCUGAUCCGAUUGGCUCCACGCUCCGGCGCCGCCCUACCAGGUGACCCUACAGCGGGGGAGACGGGUGAGGAGAUCCAGCCACAGCCUCCCCUGUCCCACAGUGCAUUGCACCGUGCCCACCACCACCAUGUCCACCCCCAGCGGCAGCCCCGAGAGAGAGGGCUCCACAGGGGGACCCAACCAGUUGGAGUGUCCCCCCUCCUCUCCCCCUGGCAUGGACCACUCCAUGGGCAGCCCCCUGCUCAGCCCGGACUCAUCUUGCCAAGAUGCCAUGCUCUCGGCCCCCGCCGCCUCCCCCGCUGACUCGGAGAGCCUGAGCCCUGACGAGCUAGAGCUGCUGGCUAAGCUGGAGGAGCAGAACAGACUUCUGGAGGCGGACUCCAAGUCGAUGCGCUCAAUGAGCGGCUCGCGGCGGAACAGCGGCUCGUCCCUGGUGUCCAGCUCCUCUGCCUCGUCCAACCUGUCCCACCUGGAGGAGGACACCUGGAUCCUGUGGGGACGCAUCGUCAACGAGUGGGACGAGUGGAGACGCAAGAAGGACAAGCUGCUCAAGGAGCUGAUCCGUAAGGGCAUCCCACACCACUUCCGGGCGAUCGUGUGGCAGCUGCUGGGUAACGCCACAGACAUGCCAGUGAAGAACCAGUACUCUGAGCUGCUCAAGAUGUCCUCGCCCUGCGAAAAGCUCAUCCGACGGGACAUCGCCCGCACCUACCCCGAGCAUGAGUUCUUCAAGGGCCAGGACAGCCUGGGUCAGGAGGUGCUCUUCAACGUCAUGAAGGCGUAUUCUCUGGUGGACAGGGAGGUGGGUUACUGCCAGGGCAGUGCCUUCAUCGUGGGCCUGUUGCUCAUGCAGAUGCCAGAGGAGGAGGCGUUCUGUGUGUUUGUGCGUCUGAUGCAGGAGUACCGUCUGAGGGAGCUGUUCAAACCAACCAUGGCUGAGCUAGGCCUCUGUAUCUACCAGUUUGAAUACUUGCUGCAGGAGCAGCUCCCGGAGCUGAACGUUCACUUCCGUUCUCAGAGUUUCCACACCUCCAUGUACGCCUCCUCCUGGUUCCUCACUCUCUUCCUCACCUUCCUCCCCAUGCCCGUCGCCACGCGCAUCUUUGAUAUCUUCAUGUACGAGGGUCUGGAGAUUAUAUUUCGUGUGGGCAUGGCCAUUCUGCAGUACAACCAGACUGACCUCAUCCAGCUGGACAUGGAGGGCAUGUCCCAGCACUUCCAGAAGGUGAUCCCCCACCAGUUUGACAGCUGCCCAGACAAGCUGAUCCUGAGGGCCUACCAGGUUAAAUACAACCCCAAGAGGAUGAAGAAGUUGGAGAAAGAGUACACCACAAUCAAGAACAAAGAGAUGGAGGAGCAGAUAGAGAUUAAGAGGUUACGCACAGAGAACAGGCUUCUGAAGCAAAGGAUUGAGACAUUGGAGAAGGAAAGUGCUGCUCUAGCAGACAGGCUGAUACAGGGUCAGGUGACGCGGGCGCAGGAGGCUGAGGAGAACUACGUGAUCAAGCGGGAGCUGGCGGUGGUGAGGCAGCAGUUCAGCGUGACCAGCCAGAACCUGGAGAAAGCCCAGGACACCAUCGGAGAACUGCAGCGGGAGAAGUACACAGAGCAGUUUGUGACCGGUCUGCAGACGCAGCUGGAGCAGUCCCGGCUGCAGGAGGCGGAGCUACUGGGAGCCCUCAAAGAGAUGCAGGACAAAGUACUGGACCUAGAGAAGAGAAGCAGCUCUCUGCCUGAUGAGAACAACGUGGCCCAGCUGCAGGAUGAGCUGAAGCUGGUGAAGCUCAGAGAGCUGGAGACACUGCACUCCUUCAGAGAGAUGCAGGACACGGUGACCGAGCUCAACCAGCGCUGGCAGCACCACAUGUCAAAAAGCGGUGGGGUUGGAGGUCACUGGAAGGAAUCCCCCAAGAAGAACGCCCUGAACGAGCUGCAGGACAAGCUGAUGGGGGUGCGUCUGAGAGAGGCCCAGGCCCAGGCUGAACUCAGGGAGGUCAAACUCAAAGCCAUACAGCUGGAGAGCCAGAACCAGAUUCAUGGCAAGCUGAUUGGGCGCCAUGAGGUGGAGAGCGCCGCCCUGCAGGAGAGGCUGCAGCAGCUGGCAGGCCAGAACAAGGGGCUGCAGGCCCAACUCACCGAGAUGAAGAGGAAACAGGCUGAGCUCGACUGCAAGAGUAAAGAGGAGGUGAUGGCGGUGCGCUUGCGGGAGGCUGACAGCAUGGCUGCCAUGGCUGAGCUCAGACAGAAGAUAGCUGAGCUGGAGAUACAGAAGGAGGAGGGUCUGAUCCAGGGUCAGCUGAACCACUCUGACUCCAGGCAGUAUAUCACCCAGCUUCGAGACCAGAUCGGAGAGCUCAAGAACGAGAUCAGGCAGCUCCGCGGGCAGCGCUCCAAGUUCGCCCCUAGUUCCCGGGAUGGGGGUGGGGGCUACCCGGACCUGUGUUUAGCUAGCCCCUCGUCGGCCGGAGUCGACUACCUGAGCUCGGAUGAGGACCUGCUCCCCAGCCCCAUCCCCCCCGACGCCAUGUACCCCGCCCUGCCCCACCCCCACCCCUCGGCCAGGCUGGACAGCGAGGGCAGCACCGACAGCGAAGCGGAGGCCCACCCGGACCACCCCCACCACGGCCCCUCGCAGCAGCUCUACACUAGCAUGGUGUGUGCUGAGGUCCUGGACAACUGAGCCAUGGAGGUCCCUGGAACUCCCUGGUCCUGACCUAGACUACUGAAGAUACAGUAGAGAUACUGUACUCACCCCAAAUUUACUGUACUACUGUUCUCAUCCUAAACUACUGUAACCUGUAACAGACAUCCUCCCCUCCUUCGUGCUGGUGCCAUGGUCUCUCCUCUUUUUGUAAUUAUCUUCUCUCCAUCUCCCCCUUUUACCUCUCUCUUCACUCCUCUCUCUCCUUCACUCUGAUCUCUCUCUUUAUCUCACUCGCUCUCCCUCAAUCUCUUUCUCCUCUACAUUCUCACCGGCAGACCAUGUUUUCCCUAUGGGGGUAUAGUCAAUUCCCCUCUCCUGUCCUGUCCUUGCCAUUAGUUUCCACACUGCACUCCGGACCCGAGUGAAUAACAUUUUACUUCAGUACGCUCGCUCACUGUGCAGCAAGCAUAUCCUAUCCACACAGAAAAACAAGAAAAUAAAAGGGACUGAAAAUUGACAAAAUAAAAGCUUUCAACUUUCAGUACUCCAACCAUACCACACAGCAGUGACUAUGAGAUGCAUAGGACAUCGCUUUGAUGAAAUGAUUCCCCUCAAAUUGGAAGGACUUCAAUAUGGACUUGGGAUCGGUGAAAGAGGAGAUGGAUGUCUUAUUUGGCUUGACCCUGCUCGUACUGUACUGUCCCAUGAGAGAUGUGAAACAUACUGUCUCCCUCCAUCUCUUUCCUCCUCCUUUUCUCCCAGAAAAGUUGAUCACCCUCUCGAUCUCUCCUAUUCUCUCUGUCUCUCUCUUUCUGUCAUUCCAUCAUUCCAGGAAGACCCAUUAGCCACCUACACUGCCUGUUAAAAUAGAAACAACCAUCCACUGUAACCUCACAAUACACACUCUUCAAAGAAAUGGGAGGGAAUGAUGGAAGGAUAGAGGUAGGAGAAGAGAGGAGUAAGGUAUGGACUUGUACACAUCAAUAUCAUAAGGAUGUUACUAGAUGACAUCCCAUGCAUAGAUUAAUAUUAUCAAUUUACCUUACUGAAAUAUGUAUGUUGUGUGUCUCAAUGCCUUGCAAAUGAAACAAGGCAAGCAAAUUACGAUGGGUAAUGUAAAAAAUAAUCUCUACGUUGCCAAAUCAUUGUUGUUUUUUCUGCUAUUAUUUAUGUUAUUAUUUAUUUUAAUAUUUUUUUAUAUAUCUAUAUAAAUAUAUAGAUACCGACAGCGGCCAAACUUUAUAUAUACGUUGAGUUCCAUCGGUCCUUUGUGCCAAAUUGAAUCCUAACGCUGAGGUGUCAACGGACGGGGUAAUUAACGAUGCAUGUAAGAGACAGAACGAACACGCUGCUAUGAUUUUCCUUUUUUCUCCCAGUCUUUCUCCCAGGAAUCAGUUGCGAGUACAAAAACUACCGUGAAGAAAUUGUUGAAUGGUUAUGGCAAUACUUCAUAAUGAUGUCUCUACCUAUGGCUUAUGAAAUACCCACACAUAUAGAACUCCUUUAUAAACUAUUUGAAAUGUGUUAAGGCAUUUUUAAACCCUAAGAGCAGAUAUUAACCCACAAGUGUUUGUAAAAGGACAACAAUGGCUCAGUCAAUCAUUCAUUUUGUCUAAUGGUGAGGCUAUAGUUUGACUAGUUUGGGACUGAUUGGCAUGUGUCCGUCAAAAGGCUGUGUGAGUGAAGUGAAGGGGUUAAUUUGAAGUUGAAUAUAUGAGAAAGCUAUUUGUUGGUAUUGACCGAUCAGAGGCAAUAAAAAAAUAAGAGCUACAAGUGUACGGUUCAGAUCAUCAUAAAUAUAAUUAUCAAGUUGGACCAGGGUCAUCACUCUUGUUUAUGUCUCUGCUGUUCUCGUCUCAGUCAUGGUAAUGUAUUAUGAUGUGUCAAUACCUCUCCUUCCAGAACAUCCAACUGUGACAUCACUUCCUCUUUCUACUGCCUGUUACCAAUAGGAUUUAGGGAUGGAUGGAAACAUUCAGUUGAAUGUGUUUACUGAAAAUGUCUGAUUAUCUGAUGCAUGCUGUUACUACAGCUUCAGAUGGCUAUAAUGCACAGGUGUCAGACUGGAAUCAGUAUUUUGCCUAGUGUAUAUACCUCAUUGGCUAACUAUGUGGCAUAUCAUCCCAAUUGUCUUGAAUAUAAGACAAACACUUGUUAGAAUUAGCUUUAGCUCAGUCACUAGGAGUGGGGUGAUGAAUGCAUCGGCUUGGUGUCAUGUUUCCAAAGCAUUCAAAUAUGUUGUUUGUAUCAAUGGGAGAGAGUUGAUCAUGGGAAUCGAUGAUAGCCAUCCAGAAAGAAGCUCCAUGUAGUUGCUUUCCCAACGUCAAGGGGGAAAAGGGUUCCAUACAAACUUAAUUAAUAUAGAUGGAAGGAGCAUUGUCUUACUUCUGUGGCAGACACUUCACAUAUCACAUUAAUAUAUUCUUACAACAGUGGAAGCAAAAUGUAUGGAAUAUUAUUGAAUUAUACAGUAUGACAACCUGAAAACUAAAGUAUUUAUAUAAAUAUAUCACAAGAACGAUUUAGUUGAUUUGCUGAUGCAGACUGUAGAGGAUGUGUGUAGUAAUAUAUUCAAAAGGGUGUUAUAUAGAUUCUAAGACAUAGAUUCUAAACAGAUUCUAGAUAUAGAUUCUAACAGUCAGAAUCUAUAUUUAAAGAUUCUAGAUAUAGAUUCUAAGAUUAAAGAUCUCCUCUUGACUUAAAGCAGUGAGUGCUGUCCUGGGAAUAUUGGAGUGGAUGCUUGGAGUGCUUAGUGUAGCAAGCUAAGGCCCUGUCUCAUGUCAGUAUUGGUGAGCACCUGUAAAGGUUCUUGGUAGUAUUGAGGUACUGUAUGAUGCUAUGCCACCAAGCCUAUGCAUCCCAACUUUGUAUCAUGCUUUGUUUUCUUAUGUUCAAAUUAUGCCAUGUACUCAGAUUUGUUGUGUACCUGGCUUUUGUCGCACAGUGAUGAUGGAUGAAGGGGGAACCUGUCACCAACUGCCGAAGAAAUAAGGGAGCUCCUCCAAUGGGGUUCCACCGCCAUGUAGCCUAUCUUUUGCUCGCUCAAGUAUUACAAAUAACCACCUUUUGAGGUUAAAAACCAGUGUAGCAGCUGAAAUCAGUUGUCUGUUGUAACAUCCUGGACCAGUCAGUCAGUGCAUUACUUUAGCAAUGGGAGGGAGUUUGAAUGCCAUGUGUUGAGUCAACCUACUGUAGAGUAUAGUAGUCCUGGUCAGUGGUGGAAAAAGUACUUGAGUCAUACUUGAGUAAAAGUAAAGAUGCCUUAAUAGAAAAUUACUCAAGUAAA
Molecule: messenger RNA, 6315 nt
Organism: Coregonus clupeaformis (lake whitefish)
Lineage: Eukaryota; Metazoa; Chordata; Actinopteri; Salmoniformes; Salmonidae
Gene: evi5l
Product: ecotropic viral integration site 5 like
Exons: 20
Coding region: 513-3065 (850 amino acids)
Source: RefSeq, a predicted model, not a curated record